UCACAUCGGCUUUAAACUCGCGCUUUCCGGUCGCAUCGCGCAAUUCGAAAAGAAAUCAGACGUGCAUUUUGUCACGGGUACUAUCGGUGGCCGAUCGAUCGGAGAAGUGGCGAAGUGAUUACGCGACGCGAUUUAAAGGACGCCGCUCGCUGUGCCGCACGCUUCAUUCCCGAGGAUGUCACGUUUCAAGACGCGCGUUGCCGAGUCAUCGUUGAAUUGACGUAUCGACAGGUCCAAUCGAAUUGACACCGUCGCGGUGCCACGCCGUAUCCCAAGUUCUCCGCAUAUCUAAGAGAAAAAACAUUCACAAUGAAGCUCUACAUUCUAUUACUUUGCAUCGUAGCGGUUCUACGAGAUUCCGAAACGCUACGUAAAGGAUCCACGGAUUAUGAAGAUAUGUCCUUCUGGCUGAAGUCCGGCCAAGAGACCCUGCACAGGAUCCUAACGGAACAGAACAACGAGAGCCGUGCCAAAAACGUAAUCAUCUUCAUCGGGGACGGUAUGGGCCUGUCUACCAUCACGUCCGGCCGAAUCUACAUAGGUCAGCUCCACGGUCACAGCGGUGAAGAAUACCAACUCGCGUUCGAGAAGUUCCCGAACGCCGCCCUCGCCAAGACUUACAAUGUAGACAAGCAAGUACCGGAUUCCGCGGGGACGGCUACUGCCAUAUUUUCUGGUGUGAAAACUAAAUAUAGACUUAUUGGAUUGGAUGGCAGGGCUGAGACAAGCAAGUGCGACCCAAAAAUCAACGAAUUAAGCAAAGUUACGACAGUAGCCGAUUGGGCACAGCAAUCCGGCAUGGACACUGGAUUUGUUACCACCACCCGUAUCACCCAUGCCACUCCGGCGGGACUUUACGCGCACAUUAAUCAUCGAGAUUGGGAAUGCGAUAGCGCAGUACCGAAGAAUCAACAAUUUUGCGUCAAAGACAUCGCGAAACAACUCGUUGAGGAUAAACCAGGAAAUCAGUUUAAGGUUAUCUUGGGUGGCGGAGCACAACAAAUGGGCUUGAAGAUGAACUCGAGUGACUCCAACUCCUGCCUGCGAUCUGAUGGCAGAAACUUAGUGAAGGAAUGGCAAGAGAAACAUCCCAAGGGAAAGGCCGUCACCAACAUGCAAGACCUCAUGUCUAUCGACAUAAGCAACACAUCGCACAUCCUCGGUGUUUUCUCGCCUGGCCACAUGCCCUUUCACUCCGUAAAGACUGACGAGACACCCUCGCUAGCGAAUAUGACGACGCAAGCUAUAAAAUUGCUGAAGAAAAACAAAAAUGGAUUUCUGCUAAUGGUCGAAAGUGGCAAAAUCGAUACGGCUCACCACGGUAAUUGGGCGCAACUGGCAAUGCGGGAGUUGUACGAGCUCGAUGAGGCAGUUAAAGUGGCUCUAAGGCUGUUAAAUAUGAAGGAAACGUUAAUCAUCGUCACAGCUGAUCACUCGCAUUCAUUUACGUUGAAUGGAUAUCCCGAGAGAGGCCAUGACAUCCUAGGUUUCACCAAAAAAACUUCUGACCAACCAGCAUACGAAACGCUCUCCUACGCUAACGGUCCGGGCUUCUUCUAUCAUCGAAGAAACGACAGCAACAACGUUAACGAGACCUGGAGAAGCGUCGAGGAGGAUCCGAAUCGUAACGAACCCUUUUACAGACACUUUGCUGGCAAAUACCUCAAAGACGAGUCUCACGGCGGAGAAGAUGUCGGGGUGUAUGCCUCCGGUCCCUACUCGCACUUGUUCCGAGGUACUUUCGAGCAGAAUUAUAUUGCUCAUGCCGUGGCGUAUGCGGCAUGCUUGAAAGACUGGCCGUCUCAUUGUGACAGCGCUUACCAUCGUUACUUUUACGACGUCAAUACGGUAUCGCAAAACCUUAGGAAAAAUUCAUCCGGACAAGGCGCGGUACCGUCUGCGGUAAUAAUAACUUUCCUGAUUACGGCGAUCUUUAUAUGGCUGUGAUAAAACGUUAUGGCAUUUUCUGUUCGUAGCCAGAUAAAUGAUGAUGCGCCGCGAAAAGAACUCACAUUUCCAGUAAUUGGUACAAAUAAUAUUUAAGUACAAAUAAUAUUUAUUUAAUAGACACCAUUUCCUUAUUCCUUUACCAAGGAAUAACUCUAAAUGCAGAUCAUGAUAUACGAUACGCGAUAAGAUUUCUUUUGCGGUGCACACUUGCGGUCUUUAUAAUAUACUAAACAAGUUGGGAUCACAAAUACCGUCACAUCUGUUUUCUGUAAUCUCUUUAUAUCAUUUUCUGUUUUCUGCAAUCUCUUUAUAUCAUUUCUCAUAGAUGUAAUUACACUUUGAUGAUAUAUUAUUGUCUAUAAUUUUAUUUAUUGUGAUGUCUAGAGCUCAGCAAAUAAUCGCGGUGUUUAUAUAUCGCGAGUUUUAUAUUAACAUAAGUAACACGAUGAUUUUUUUUUUGCAUUAUUACAGCAACGAUGACGAAUUUAUUUUCAAACAUGGAGAAACUCUUGGGCGGCAUUAUCCACAUAUUAACACAGGUUUACAGGAUAUCGAAAUGAUAGGAAAGUGUUAAUAACCGUUACGUCUUCGUAACAUAACACAUUACCAUGUUUCAGAAAAAAAAAUAAUAUCACCGUUGAAUUAUCACGAUAAAAUUUUCUUUAAUAUUUUAUAAUGAGAUUUUAA
This is a messenger RNA of Solenopsis invicta (red fire ant), 2637 nucleotides long. Its product is annotated as alkaline phosphatase 4. The record is from RefSeq and is a predicted model, not a curated record. NCBI's taxonomy places the organism in Eukaryota, Metazoa, Arthropoda, Insecta, Hymenoptera, Formicidae. Gene Ontology annotation, molecular function: alkaline phosphatase activity. Bases 310 to 1947 code for a protein of 545 amino acids. The transcript has 8 exons. Gene Ontology annotation, biological process: dephosphorylation.